Messenger RNA from Ornithorhynchus anatinus (platypus), 2008 nucleotides. RefSeq names its product IgGFc-binding protein-like. The record is from RefSeq and is a predicted model, not a curated record. The coding region runs from base 467 to 2008 and encodes 513 amino acids. The transcript is spliced from 4 exons. NCBI's taxonomy places the organism in Eukaryota, Metazoa, Chordata, Mammalia, Monotremata, Ornithorhynchidae.
CCACGUGCUGAGCGGGGCCGCCUGCGUCCUCCCCGCCGACUGCGGCUGUGUGCUCGACGGCCGCUACCACCCGCCCGACGGAGGCCCCUUCUACUCGGGCCCCGACUGCACCAAGCGCUGCUCGUGCGCGCCGGGGGGGUCUCUGGCCUGCGAGCCGUGGGCGUGCGAGGCCAAGGAGGAGUGCCAGCUGCAACAGGGCGCCUGGACCUGCCUCCCAGUGGGCCUCGACGGGCGCUGCACGAUCGCCUCCGCUGCGCACGUCGUGUCCUUCGACGGCCGAUCCUUCUCGGCCUGGGGGGCGUGCGGCUACACGCUGGCCCGCACCUGCUCCCCCGGCCCCGAGCCUUUUUCCAUCGUCUUGCUGAAGGAUAAGUUGGGGGACCCCGGAAGCCUGGUGAUCACCGUAGCUGGAGUCUCGCUCACCCUCCACCGCAAGACCCCCUGGCUGGUGGAGGUGGACGGCGAGAUGGUGAUACUGCCCCUGGAACUGAAGGAGGCCGGAGUGCUGGUCAACCAGGUGGGCGCAACGACGAUGCUAAAAUGGGAAGGUGGCGGGAAGCUGACCGACGCCGACGGCUUCAUCCUGCUGCGGCUGUCGGGCGCCUACCGCGGCCGGGUCUGCGGCCUCUGCGGCAACUUCAACGAGGACCCGGGGGACGAUCUGCUCCUGCCCGACGGCCAGCAGGCCAACGACCCGAAGCCCUUCACGGAGGCGUGGGCGCGGCCCGAGGCCGGGCAGGCCUGCCGGAGCCACUGUGGCGAGCGCUGCGGGUCCUGCUCCGGCGACGCGUAUGAGGGGCCCCGGGCCUGCGGGCUCCUGGAGCUGCCGGACGGGCCCUUCGCCGCCUGCCACGCCCACGUGGCCCCGGCCCAGUUCGCGCAGCGCUGCGUGGAGGAGCUGUGCUCCACGGCCGGACACCCGAGCUCGCUCUGCCGCGGCCUCCACGCUUACGCCGUCGUGUGCCGCGGGGUGAGCGCCCCGCUCGGGCCUUGGAGGAACAGCACCUUCUGCCCGGCAGACUGUCUGCCCCACAGCCGACCGGGGGAGGGGGCGGAGCUAGGGUGGGCUCAGACCCUCCUCCUGCCCGUUCCGGACCUGGAACUCACAUACUUCAGACGGACCCUAAAGUGGACACAUGCACAGCACACCGAGGUGGGACCAUUCACACACGGACACCAAGGACACGCACGGAGUCAUGAGAUACAAACGUUGAGGCGGACACCGGAUGCGCACGCACAUACACACACACGCACUGAAGGACAGACAGACGCCCAGUUGAACAGACACUUCUGGACCCACCAACAACGGGAUACCCACCUCCCCACGUCCCUCCUCCGUAAGCUUGCAGUGGGGCCGUGUGUCCUGGACCGCCCUUCACUCACGGCCGUUCCCUGCCCUCCCCCAGCUCUCAACUGCGCCCCGGGGACGCUGUCCACUCGCUGCCUGCGCCCUCAGGAGACCUUCUGCGCCUCGGCCGUCUUCCCGUCCUGGAUCCCGACAGAGUGCUUCGAGGGCUGCGAGUGCCCCGGGGGGACCCUGGCCGAGGCCGGACUCUGCGUGCCCUCCUCCACCUGUGGCUGUAUCCACCAGGGCCGCUACCUCCAGAUCGGGGAGGAGAUCGUGAACGGUGACUGCACGGAGCGCUGCCGCUGCACCAAGGACUCCAACCUGCAGUGUGAGCGGCACCACUGUGAGCCCGGCGUCCUGUGUGGCCUGAGGGCCGGAGCCCGCGGCUGCCUGGUCCCCGAGGCCUCGUGCACCGUGGGGCGGCGGGGGAGUCAGCUGACGACGUUCACCGGCACCCAGGUGGCUCUGUCCUCCGGCGCCUUCCAGCUGGCCGCCCGCUGCCAUGGCAACACCACGACCUGGUUCCGCUUGGUCAGCAAGGUCAAGCCCUGUGAGAAGGAAGCGAUCCCCUUGCUCAUCGCCUACGUGUUCGUGCCCGAGGGCUUAGUGGUGAUGCAGCAUGGACGGGGCAUCUGGGUGAGCUCUCCCACCCCAACCUGA